Molecule: messenger RNA, 1623 nt
Organism: Lindgomyces ingoldianus
Lineage: Eukaryota; Fungi; Ascomycota; Dothideomycetes; Pleosporales; Lindgomycetaceae
Exons: 4
Coding region: 80-1561 (493 amino acids)
Source: RefSeq, a predicted model, not a curated record
CUCAUUUGUAGGAACAAAUAGAGGGAGUCUCUCCUGGACUCUACUAAGUAACCUAUUCCCUUUAAGAUAACCACCAAUCAUGGUGUAUGAGUUCAUCUCAAGCUGCCCAAACGGGAGGAUUGGUGACGAAGAGACGCGGAAGUCAGUGCGAAAGAAUGCGAUGAAAGCUUAUCGACGAAAUGAGCGUCUAUCCCGGAUACAAAUGUUUCAGGGGACGCAACCUUACAGCAAUCGGAUUCAUCUAGAUCGACACCAGAAUGGUGAUGCAGGUCCGGACAGGAAGGAGGAAGAAAACCAAGAAAGAGCUGUCACAGACACGGGAUGCAGAGAAAUGCUGUGGGAGCUAACCAGCAUGAAAAGUCUGGGGUCUGCAAUUGACCCUUUCUGUUCAACUGUCCUUCCUCGUCAUCAUCAGGCCCCGCAGCUCUUUUCUCAUUUCGUCUAUGUUACAGCGCAGAAGCUUCAACCGGUUGGAUAUGAUCUUGUUACUGUCUUCGCUCGAGAAGCGCUAGCUGACCCAUUACUCCUCUCCGCCACGCUCUUUCAUGCAGGCCUUCAUACCGAUGCCAUAAGCGGCAGCUUAUGGAGCCCGAACACCCUUUAUUACCGUGGCGAAGCGCUUCGCUCCCUCAAUCAACGACUUCAAUGUCCGCGAACCGCGAUAUGUGAUUCUACCCUUGCUGCUGUUGGAUAUUUAGCGGCUACUAGUGAUGUCACGGGAGAGCAAACUGGUGACGAAACUCACCUGAAGGCCCUCCAGACUAUGGUCAAGAUGAGAGGCGGCUUGAGUCAGCUCGGGUGGAACGGUGCCCUGGCGACGUUCCUGUCCAUUGGGGAUGUACUGAAUGCCGCAAUGACGGGCUCUCAACCAAAUCUUGGGCAUCCUGACAUUACUACACACAACGUCCUCCUUGUUGAUACACCACCAAGGCUAUUGGAACCACCAGCCACCGUCCAAGACCCCACCACCUUUUGCCAAGAGAUCCGCAUCCUAUUAUUCGACAUUAAGCCAUUGUUCGCACUACGGUCUAAAGUCCAGAAGCGAGCUCCUCAGCUACCUUCUUCCAUUACAUCUUUCAUGCAACUCUGCGCUGCUAUCGAAUACCGUCUUGUCAGCACACACAUUCCAGACCAACCCGAGAGUGACCCAGAAGUUCUCAUACACGACGCAUGCCGCAUAGUACUCCUUAGCUUAAUGUCGUUCAACUUCCGCGCCUUCCAGCAUCCAUCCGCAGUCUAUAUUCGUCUAGAGCAACAGCUCAGGCGAGUUAUCGCAGCCCUCGAAAAACGAAGUCAGCCAAUUGAAGACCAAUCCCUCAAGAAGAUGCUGCUGUGGAUAUUAUGGGUUGGUAUUAUUACGUCACCUAAUCUCGAAUGGUUUUUGGUCCGUAUCCGGACUUUGACGGUGGAUUUGGGGUUUGUAGAAUGGGAUCGGCUGAAGAGCUGUCUUGAGGAGUUUGUUUGGACCGAGAAGAUGAAUGGAAAGGCUGUUUCUGGUUUAUGGGAGCGGGUGCGGGAUUCGAUUGUUGUUAGUAGUAAGCAGGUUGAAGCUUUCUUGUGAAAGGAAUACAAUCCUCGUUUCGAAGUAACGGACGUAUAGUAAAGACCUCAAGAGAGGUCGUU